GGGUCUCUCCCGCCUCCGCCCGCGGUCUAGUCGGACCUCUCUCCACGACAGGGUUUUCCCUCCUGCCAAGGAGCAGCUGAUCUUCAGCAUCCAGCGUCCCCCAAACCUGCCACUUCUGAGCUGUAUCAGGAGACCUGCUGCUUCCUGUUCUGUCUGAUGAAUAUUUUAGUGGAUCUUCGAAGGGGAAAAAGUCACAAAAGGCCGCAAGGCGGAAUGAGGCUGCUGUCGCCCAGGCAACUACGGUCGCCUAGGAGGGAGCCCGAGGCUGGAGUCAGCGAGCCACGCCCUCACUCAAACUGGGGAGCUCCGGUCCGAGUUCGGAGGCGACGGAACACCCGGAGAUGCUGUGGAGGCACGGAGUAGGGAGGUCCAGUAUGGGGACGCUGGACCGUUAAUAGGGAGGACUGACACACUCCGGAUUCCAGCGGAGGCCAGGUGGUGACGAUUGGAUAGGGCAACGACGCCGUACCGCAAGUUUCUAAAUGAAAAUGGUCCUAAUGAGGACCCGUAGAGCUUCCAAGGGCUUCAGCUCUAAAACCCAGGCCUGGGGGCGGGGCGAGGCUUUGUGGGCGGAAGCCUGCCGGGAGGCGGGGACCGGGGCAACGGAAGUGACGCUUAGGCGCACCAAUAGAGCGGGGCGGGCGCUAACGGUUUUCGGUAGCCCGGUCUUAGAGGGGCGGGGGAGAGGAGGUGGCGAGUCCGUGUCCCGUGACCCUUGGCCCCUAGCGACCCCGCACCCCUGCAGGCACCCCAAGAUGAUGGGCUGUGAGGAGUCAGAGCUGGAGUCGGUGGAAGGGGGAGAGGCCGUGGCUGACCCAGGGCCACCCCCAGAACCCCGAGCUCCCGAGCCCGGAGCCCCAGUGCCGGAGCCCGGCCUGGACCUGAGCCUGAGCCUGAGCCCUCUGUCCGAGAGCCCCGGGCGCGGGCGGUCCAACUGCAGCCCGGGACGGCGGAAGGGGCGGGCGGACCGGCGGGGCGGGGCCCGCAAGGGGCGACAGGUCCGCUUCCGCCUGGCGCCGCCCUCCCCGGUACGGUCCGAGCCGCCGCCGGCCGCCGCCGCACCGAGCGAGAAGCCCGCGGCGCCGCAGGACCUGGGGACGCCCGCGCAGCAGAGUAGCCUGGCCUUGAGCUUCGAGCUGCAGGCCGCGCGGGCCGCAGCCGGGGGCCAGUUCGAUGCCGCGAAGGCCGUGGAAGAACAGCUGAGAAAGUCGUUCCAGACCCGCUGCAGCCUGGAAGAGAGCGUGGCCGAGGGUGAGGGGGGCAGGCGGCCGGCCGGGCGCGGGAGCGGGGGUGCGAGGCGCCGCUCACUUCCGCUCCUCCUGCGAACUCAGGGCUGAACGUGCCGCGCUCCAAGCGGCUCUUCCGAGACCUGGUGAGCCUGCAGGUGCCCGAGGAACAGGUUCUGAACGCCGCGCUGAGG
Molecule: messenger RNA, 1420 nt
Organism: Balaenoptera ricei (Rice's whale)
Lineage: Eukaryota; Metazoa; Chordata; Mammalia; Artiodactyla; Balaenopteridae
Gene: PPP1R35
Product: protein phosphatase 1 regulatory subunit 35
Exons: 4
Coding region: 483-1337 (284 amino acids)
Biological process (GO): negative regulation of phosphatase activity
Molecular function (GO): phosphatase binding
Source: RefSeq, a predicted model, not a curated record